AUGUCACUCAAACAAAUCGUUGGGCACAAACUGCUCAACGAUGUAAUCCGUCCGCUGAAAAAGGGCGAUAGCCGAAGUGCUUGGAAUGUCCUGAUCGUUGAUACUCUUGCCAUGCGGAUGUUAUCUUCUUGUUGUAAAAUGCACAACAUUAUGGAAGAAGGAAUUACGAUUGUGGAAGAUUUAAAUAAAAGAAGAGAGCCUCUGCCGACACUUGAAGCCAUUUAUCUGAUUGCACCCACUGCCGAAUCUAUAGACAAACUGAUUCAAGACUACAUCGUGCGGAACCAGUACAAAUGUGCUCAUGUCUUCUUCACAGAAGCGUGUUCUGAUCAAUUAUUCUCAACAUUGUCAAAGAGUGCAGCUGCAAGGUUUAUCAAGACGUUGAAAGAGAUUAACAUAGCAUUCACGCCAUAUGAAAGCCAGGUGUUCAAUUUGGAUUCUCCUGAUACAUUUUUCCUCUACUACAAUGCUCAAAAGCAGGGAGGAUUAACUUCGAAUUUGGAGCGGAUAGCCGAACAAAUCGCAACUGUUUGUGCCACUCUUGGAGAGUACCCAUCUUUGAGAUACCGUGCUGAUUUCGAGAGAAAUGUUGAGCUCGGACACCUCGUUGAGCAAAAACUCGACGCCUACAAGGCUGACGAUCCAUCGAUGGGAGAAGGAGCUGAUAAGGCACGCAGUCAACUCAUCAUCAUCGACAGAGGAUACGAUGCCAUCACUCCACUCCUCCAUGAGCUGACACUCCAAGCCAUGUGCUACGACUUGCUUGGAAUCGAGAAUGACGUCUACAAAUACGAAACCGGAGGAAGUGAAAACCUAGAGAAAGAGGUGUUGCUCGAUGAAAACGACGACUUGUGGGUUGAAAUGAGGCACAAGCAUAUCGCUGUUGUAUCCCAGGAGGUGACAAAGAACUUGAAAAAGUUCAGUGAGAGUAAGGGAAGCAAGGGUAAUAUGGAUGCCAAGUCAAUCAAGGAUUUGUCGAUGCUAAUCAAGAAAAUGCCACAGCACAAGAAGGAAUUGAACAAGUUCAGUACUCACAUCAGUCUUGCUGAGGAAUGCAUGAAGCAAUACCAACAAGGAGUCGAUAAGCUCUGUAAGGUUGAGCAAGAUCUGAGUACCGGAUCAGACGCCGAAGGAGAGCGAGUCAGAGAUGCCAUGAAGCUGAUGGUUCCAUUGUUGAUCGACCCUGCAGUUCGAUGUGAAGACCGUCUCCGUCUGAUUCUCUUGUACAUUAUUUCCAAGAAUGGAAUCACUGACGAGAACUUGAAUAAACUCUUGCAACACGCGAACAUCUCUAUGGCUGACAAGGAGACAAUCACAAAUGCUGCAUACAUGGGAUUGAAUAUUGUUACUGAUACUGGCCGUAAGAAGACCUGGACACCAACGAAAAAAGAGCGACCACAUGAGCAAGUCUACCAAUCUUCGAGAUGGGUUCCAGUCAUCAAGGAUAUCAUCGAAGAUGCAAUUGAUGAGCGUUUGGACACCAAACAUUUCCCAUUCCUUGCUGGAAGACAAGUCAACCAGGGAUACAGAGCACCAGCAUCUGCUCGUUACGGUCAAUGGCACAAGGAAAGAGGACAACAGUCCAACUACCGUAGUGGUCCACGACUAAUUAUCUUCAUCAUUGGAGGUGUGACCUUCUCUGAGAUGCGAGCUGCCUAUGAAGUCACUGCUGCGCGCAAGCCAUGGGAAGUCAUCAUUGGCUCCGACCGCAUAAUCACUCCAGACAAGUUCCUGACCAAUUUGCGUGACCUGAACAAACCUCGUGACAUAUGA
Messenger RNA from Caenorhabditis remanei, 1773 nucleotides. RefSeq lists its product as uncharacterized. Gene Ontology annotation, molecular function: syntaxin binding. Lineage: Eukaryota; Metazoa; Nematoda; Chromadorea; Rhabditida; Rhabditidae. Gene Ontology annotation, biological process: neurotransmitter secretion; intracellular protein transport; vesicle-mediated transport. The coding region runs from base 1 to 1773 and encodes 590 amino acids. The record is from RefSeq and is a predicted model, not a curated record. Gene Ontology annotation, cellular component: plasma membrane; secretory granule. The transcript is spliced from 9 exons.